Molecule: messenger RNA, 1232 nt
Organism: Lactuca virosa
Lineage: Eukaryota; Viridiplantae; Streptophyta; Magnoliopsida; Asterales; Asteraceae
Source: the annotation of a GenBank genome assembly
AUGGUUGUCCAUCCUGGUGAGUCCCAAACUGUUUACAAUGCUCCAAAAGUUAUCACCAAUGGUAGUUCGUCUGCAAUUCCAAGAAUCCCGCUAGUAGUUGUCACCGCUAUUUCAUCAUUGAAAUCCCUAGUUCUUGUACUUCUUGAUAGCUUUACAUCCACAUGGUUUUCAAACCAAACUUGUCCUACCGACCACAUGUUUGCUAAACAAGAAUCCCAUCUUUCUGUCCAAGGACGCCUGCAACAACCAUGGGAGUACAUGGAAAGAUCAAACAUGGCGGAAAACAUAAACGAAGGAGACGAUGCAGUGAUCGGACUUCCUCCUGGAUUCAGAUUCCAUCCGACUGAUGAAGAAAUCGUCACUCAUUAUCUAACACCUAAAGUUCUUAACCGGAAAUUCACCGCCAGUGCAAUCGGAGAAGCUGAUCUCAACAAGUCGGAGCCAUGGGAUUUACCUAAGAAAGCUAAGAUGGAGGGAGAUCAGAAGGAAUGGUUCUUCUUUUGUCAGAGAGAUCGGAAGUAUCCGACAGGGAUGAGAACUAAUCGUGCGACGGAAUCCGGUUACUGGAAGGCUACCGGAAAAGAUAGGGAGAUAUACAGGCCUGGCGGAAACUUGGUAGGGAUGAAGAAGACGCUUGUUUUCUAUAGAGGAAGAGCUCCAAAAGGGGAAAAGACGAAUUGGGUCAUGCACGAAUUCAGACUUGAAGGAAAAUUCUCAUACUACAACAUGCCUACACCCUCUCAGGAUGAAUGGGUUGUAUGUCGUGUAUUUCACAAGAACACAGGAUCACAGAAGAGCCCGAAUACAGAUCAUGGGUUCAGUUCUUUUGUCGAAGACCUCUUGGUUGGUCCAUCAAUGCUACCUGCACUGACGGAUCCUUCGGGCUUAAAUGUUGACCCGACCUUUGAUACUGAACCAUUCUACUUGUCUUAUGACCAACAUGAAAUUCAUCGAAAAGAAGAUUACAAAAACAUCAGUGUAUCUUCUUAUAAUUACAACUUUGAUACCAACAAUUACCAAACGAGUCCAUUUAUGAACGAACACCUAUACAAGAACGUACAUAAUCGAGUGAGUAGCGAUCAUGUGGGCACAUCUUCGUUUUCCGACUUGGAUUCUUUAUUGGAAUAUUAAAUGAGCUUAAGAUUUGUUUUUUUAUGAUUUUAUUUAUAUAGAUUAAAUUAUAUUUGUUAAUUAUAGUCCCGAAAGGUUUUUAGGGUAAAUAUUGAGUGGAU